Lathyrus oleraceus (garden pea) is the source of this 1011-nucleotide messenger RNA. RefSeq lists its product as uncharacterized. The coding region runs from base 1 to 1011 and encodes 336 amino acids. The transcript has a single exon. NCBI's taxonomy places the organism in Eukaryota, Viridiplantae, Streptophyta, Magnoliopsida, Fabales, Fabaceae. The record is from RefSeq and is a predicted model, not a curated record.
AUGGUGAAUGGAAGCACUAUCUCCAACCAAUUCCUAGCCAAUCUACCAAUUUUCAAGGGAGAAAACUAUGAUAAAUGGUGUGGGCGGAUGAAAGUCAUAUUCAAAUUUCAAGAUGUACUUGAAAUUGCGAAUGUUGGUUUCUUAGCAUUAGAGAAAAAUGCUACUGAGGCACAAAGAGUUUAUCACCGUGAAUUGAUCAAGAAAGAUGGGAAAGGUUUGUUAUUGAUCAACAACAAUAUGAAUUCGAAUAUUUUUGACAAGAUUAUCGAGCAAGAAACGACCAAGGAGGCUUGGGAUACUCUCGAGAAGCUAUAUGGUGGAGAUGAAAAGUUAAAUAAAGUGAACAUGCAAUCUUUAAGGAAGAAAUAUGAAAACUUGCAGAUGAAAUAUGAUGAAACCAUUAUUGAGUUCUUCUCAAAGAUGGUGGGUUUGAUAAAUCAGAUAAAGUCAUAUGGAGAAAAGACACCUGAAUUGCGGAAGGUAGAGAAGGUGUUAAGGGAUCUUCCACUCAAGUUUGAUCAUAUUGUGGUGGCAAUUGAAAAAUCAAAAGACUUGUCAGAGAUGAAGCUUGAAGAAUUGCAAGCAUAUCUUGAGGCGCAUGAGAUUAGGCUGAAGCAAAGAGAUUCAGAAAAGGUAUUUGAACAAGCAUUACAAGCAAAGUUCUUCAAGAAGAUGAAAGAAAACUCCUCAAACAACAAAAAAGUGAAACAAAAAUGGAAGAAAAAGUUGAAUGAUAAUGGUGAUGUUGGUAAAGCUUCAAGAAGCCAAGGUGAAACUAUAAUCAAUGGUGCAAAUCAAAAUCAGAAAGUCAAGAAAAAGGUUGACAUGAAGGAGGUACAAUGUUAUUGUUGUCAUAAGUUUUGUCAUUAUGUUCGAUAUUGCUACUACAACAAGAACAAUGAUGAGGCCAAGGGUAUGACUCAAUUUUCUCAUGAUGCUAGCAGUGAAUCUGAAGAUGUUAUCUUGAUGGAUGCAAUACAUUUGGAUUCAGAGAAAGAAAAUGUGUGCUAG